ACCCCUUACAAGUCGAUGUUGUUUUCUGCGGGCGCACGUGAUGUCGCGUCCACCCCAACACGUGAUGUCCAGCCACCACCACUUGUUCUUUCCUUCGCCACCUCCUCUCCUCUCCUCUCCUCCUCUUCCUACCCCUUUCCUCUCCUUCCCUCUCCCUCCUCCGAUCCAAAUGGCGCCUCCGCAAUCCGCUCCCCACGGUCUCCCGUAGCCACGGCUCGCCCCCUGUCCCUCACCCGCCGCGCCGCUCGCUUCUGUUUCAGGGAUGGCUUUGGGAGCUUGUCUCGAAGAGGCUUUGAGGUGAAGCUUCUGGACCAUCGCAGAGGGAAAUCUCAUGGUGCUGUCCAUGAGUUGCAUGAUCCAGCCCCAGUGAUCCAGAACAGUUGCUGGGCUAAUUUGCCUCCGGAACUGCUUCGAGAUGUAAUCGAGAGAUUGGAGGAUAGUGAAGCUACAUGGCCUCACAGGAAACAUGUAGUUGCUUGUGCAGAUGUUUGUCAAACCUGGAGAGAAAUGUGCAAAGAGAUAGUUAAGAAUCCAGAGUUUUCUGGAAAGAUCACUUUUCCUGUUUCCCUGAAGCAGCCUGGGCCUCGAGAUGGAACCAUCCAGUGCUUCAUCAAAAGGGAUAAAUCUACCCAAACUUACUACCUAUAUCUGUGUCUUAGCUCAGCUGUCCUUGUUGAAAGUGGCAAGUUCCUCCUAUCAGCAAAAAGAACCUCCCGUCCAACCUGUACAGAAUAUACAAUAUUCAUGAAUGCUCACAAUAUAUCUAGGUCAAGCAAAACAUACAUCGGAAAGCUGAGGUCAAAUCUCCUCGGCACAAAGUUUGCAAUAUAUGACACCCAGCUACCAUGCAAUGCAGCCAAUGUUUCACAACCAGGGAAAACAAGCCGUAGGUUCUACUCCAGGAAGGUGUCGCCAAAGGUCCCUUCCAGUACCUGCAACAUAGCACAGGUUUCAUAUGAGCUAAAUGUCUUGGGGACUCGAGGCCCUAGGCGGAUGAACUGUGUGAUGCACUCCAUCCCUGCCUCGUCCCUUGAGGCUGGUGGCACUGUCCCAUGCCAGCUGGACAGUGUCCUUGCCCGCUCGCUUGAUGAGCCAUUUGGCAGCAUUUCCUUCUCCAAGUCAUCUAUUAUGGAUCAUUCCAUGCAAUUCAGUAGCACACGAUUCUCUGACAUCUCAAUGAGCAGCCACAGGAUCAGAGACAUGACACUGGGUGACAAUGACGAGUGCAAGGAGAUGCCAUUGAUUCUCCGCAACAAGGCCCCAAGAUGGCAUGAGCAGUUACAGUGUUGGUGCCUCAAUUUCAGGGGCAGGGUCACCGUUGCAUCCGUCAAGAACUUCCAGCUUGUUGCUGCAACACAGCCCACCGCUCAGCCCACCGCUGGAGCCCCGAACCCAUCGCAGGCUGCCCCAGCACUGCCACCCGAGCACGAAAAGGUGAUACUGCAAUUCGGGAAGGUGGCCAAGGAUAUGUUCACAAUGGACUACCGUUAUCCGCUAUCAGCCUUCCAGGCCUUUGCAAUCUGCCUGAGCAGCUUCGACACCAAGCUGGCCUGCGAAUAAAGCUGUCAGUGCCAAAGCAUUGUCAGUGAUCAUGUAUCAUGAAGACGGUGGCCCUGAAAUUUUGCUGGGCCGCCAUUCUGUUGUAUGUUGUUGGUGUCUUCUUAACCUGUAGCUCCUUAGAAAGCAUGUUAGCCAUUUCCACCUGAUCUACAGCUGCUGUUGUGUGUCCCGAUUGCUUUGUUUUCAUUAGCUUUGCUCUGGAGUAGCACCUUGGCCUGCCCUUAACUAGCUGGCAGAUUUAAUUGGUUUUAUUAUGCUGCGGUUAUGUUAGCUGA
Molecule: messenger RNA, 1835 nt
Organism: Phragmites australis (common reed)
Lineage: Eukaryota; Viridiplantae; Streptophyta; Magnoliopsida; Poales; Poaceae
Product: tubby-like F-box protein 14
Exons: 5
Coding region: 16-1560 (514 amino acids)
Molecular function (GO): protein binding
Source: RefSeq, a predicted model, not a curated record